AUGGCAAGCGUGAAGGAAACCGUCAAGGAGACCUUGGUCGGCAGCACAGAGGAGCCUCAUCUGUCGCACCAGGCCCGCUCCAAUUUCCUGCGCCAUGCGCGGAAGGACGACAAGGGCGAGCAUUUCAUGACCGAGGACGACUUUAUCAAUGCUGUCGCUCCUAAGCAAGAAGAUUAUCACAAAAUCAAGCGCGAGCAAUAUGGCAUCCUCUUUCGCGUGGCCGACCGACGGAGGACUGGCAAGCUGAGCCUGUCCGACUGGGCCACCUUCGAGAACCUCCUGGCCAAGCCCGAUGCCGAGUACGAGAUCGCCUUCCGUCUUUUCGACCUCGAGGGCAACGGCACGGUCAAGUUCGACACCGUGCAAGCAUUGUAUAACCAGAGCAAGACCCCCGACAGCAUCCCCUUCGACUGGAACUCCGAAUGGGCCUCGCUCUACACCGGCCGCAUCAAGUCCCGCCACGACAUGACCUACCCGCAAUUCUCCCAGAUGCUGCGCGGUCUGCAGGGCGAGAAGAUCCGCCAAGCCUUCCACAUCUUCGACAAGGACGGCGACGGUUAUAUCGAGCCCGAGGACUUCCAGCGCAUCAUCCUCGAGACGUCCAAGCACAAGCUCUCCGACCAUGUCCUGGAGAACCUGCCCUCCCUGUGCAACAUCUCCACCAGCAACAAGAUCUCCUACGCCAAUGUUCGCGCCUUCCAGAACAUCAUGCGCGAGAUGGAUAUCAUCGAUCUGAUCGUCCGCGAGGCCACCAAGAAGAGCAGAGACGGCAAGAUCACUCGUACCGAUUUCCUGAACGAGGCCGCGCGCGUCACCCGCUUCUCCCUUUUUACUCCCAUGGAGGCCGAUAUCCUCUUCCACUUCGCCGGUCUCGAUGCGCCUUCCGGUCGUCUCGCCCAGAAGGACUUCGCCAAGGUCAUUGAUGCCUCAUGGCGCAUUCCCGUCGCUGUCGCCGGUCAGAUUGCCGCUGGCGCGUCCGAGACCGCAGAGAAGGCCGGUUCGUUCCUGCACAGUGUUCUCGAGUCCGCGCACCACUUUGCUCUGGGUAGUAUCGCGGGUGCUUUUGGUGCGUUCAUGGUGUACCCCAUUGAUCUGGUCAAGACGCGCAUGCAGAACCAGCGGUCCACUCGUCCUGGUGAGAGACUGUACAACAACUCGAUCGACUGUGCCAAGAAGGUCAUUCGGAACGAGGGUUUUACCGGUUUGUACUCGGGUGUCAUCCCCCAGCUGAUUGGUGUUGCUCCCGAGAAGGCCAUCAAGCUCACGGUCAACGAUCUUGUCCGUGGUUGGUUCACCGACAAGGAAACGAAGCGGAUCCGAUAUCCUGCUGAGAUUCUGGCUGGUGGUGCCGCUGGUGGUUGUCAAGUUGUCUUCACCAACCCUCUGGAGAUUGUCAAGAUUCGCCUGCAGGUUCAGGGUGAGAUCGCCAAGAACGUCGAGGGUGCUCCUCGCCGCUCAGCUCUGUGGAUUGUGAAGAACCUGGGUCUGGUCGGUCUGUACAAGGGCGCCAGCGCUUGUCUGCUGCGAGAUGUCCCCUUCUCAGCAAUCUACUUCCCCACCUACGCCCACCUAAAGAGCGACCUUUUCGGCGAAACCCCCACCAACAAGCUCGGCGUCCUCCACCUCUUGACUGCUGGUGCCAUUGCCGGCAUGCCAGCCGCCUACCUGACCACCCCCUGUGACGUGAUCAAAACCCGUCUGCAAGUCGAAGCCCGCAAGGGCGAGACCAAGUACACCGGCCUCCGGCACUGCGCAACAACAGUGUGGAAGGAAGAAGGUCUGCAAGCCUUCUUCAAGGGCGGACCCGCCCGAAUCCUGCGCUCGUCCCCGCAAUUCGGCUUCACCCUCGCCGCAUACGAGGUCCUGCAGAAGAUGCUGCCCCUGCCGGGCACGCACGAGGAGACGCCCAGCGGACACGUUGAGCCGGGUAUUGGGCUGCAGGGCGCGAAGGCGCCGCUCCCGUACCUCCGUUCAAGGAAUGCGCUGAAGCUGAUUCUGGAUCUGGAUCAGAAUAUCGGUCGCGUGCAGGUUCCCAGUCCCGGGAACUGGCCCAAGUUCAUGCAGAAGCAGUGA
This is a messenger RNA of Penicillium argentinense, 2073 nucleotides long. RefSeq names its product citrin. Gene Ontology annotation, molecular function: calcium ion binding; L-glutamate transmembrane transporter activity; L-aspartate transmembrane transporter activity. Gene Ontology annotation, biological process: L-glutamate transmembrane transport; malate-aspartate shuttle; aspartate transmembrane transport. The coding region runs from base 1 to 2073 and encodes 690 amino acids. The record is from RefSeq and is a predicted model, not a curated record. Lineage: Eukaryota; Fungi; Ascomycota; Eurotiomycetes; Eurotiales; Aspergillaceae. The transcript has 4 exons.